CUCUUUUUUUCCUCCUCGCCCGCCCGUUGUCUCAAGUCUCAGCUACGCCCUACAAUUCCACGCUCAACGCAGUAUCUUCAUCCUUGCAGGAAUGACCACGACAAGGAGUGAGACUAGAAUCCAGAAUCAUGAUGAUGAUGCAUCAUCAUCUUGUAAAAAGAGGCUCAAGAGUUUUGACAAGGGUGAUGUAGCACCUUGGUCAGAUGUUAACCAUGAUAUGCUUUUUAUAGUUAUGAUGAAACUGGGAGUUGUUGAUUUUCUUGCGUUCAGCAGAGUUUGCAAGUCAUGGAGGUCAUUUGCAGUAUCCAACAGGAACAUGUUUAUGGUGUCUAAACCACCCAUGAAGAUACGCUUUGGGCUCCUUGAUAAUAAGGAAGACUACUACUGCUGCUUUGAAGACUUUGAAGGAAAAAGGUUCAAAACCAUCCUUCCUCAUUCUGCUGGCAGGACCUGUGUUGGAUUAACUUGUGGCUACUUUAUCUAUUUCAGUACAGAAACCCGUGACUUCUGGCUUGUGAAUCCUAUCACAAGUCAUGAGCUCCAUUUCCCUGAUUACCCUUUAUAUGUAGGUGUUGAUGAAGACAGAAUCAAGGCUAUCCUUGUCUUUUCACCUUCAAUAUCUGGGUGGGUGUUUGUUGUGUUACGUACAACAUUAUCGGGUUAUAGAGCUCGUAAAACAAAAAUAUCGUAUUAUAUAACAGGUAAACGGGGAUGGAAUCAUGUCUCAUCCGCUCUCCCCAUUCUUGAUUUACAUGUUUUUAAAGGGAAGAUGUACACUCUACACACCCAUUGCUCUUUAGGUGAACUCAGACUCAAUUUGAAUUCAAAGUGUAAGGGCAAAUGGAGGUCACUUGAAACCAAGAGUUUUCUGAAGCUUGACAUGUUCAAGCCACGACUUGUGAGUUCAAAUGAAAAGCUUUAUGUGAUGCAUUGGGUUUCAAGACCUAAAAAGGUUAUGGAACUUGAUUUUGGGGAAAUGAAAUGGGUGUUGCCAGAUAAGACAAUACAAGAAUAUGCAAUCUUUUAUAGCUACUUGAAGUCUUGUGUUGUUAUUAAACCAGAGUUAUGGGCUGGCCUUUGGACACAAUCCAUUAGCAAUGGUUGUUUCCUUGACACUGAUGAAAGUCAACAAGGCGUGUUCUGUUAUCAAGGGAUGUGGUAUUUCCCCCAUGAUUGUUUGAAUGUUAAUCUCUUAGAUGAGUGAUGACUUCUUAAUUAGCACUUUUAUCUUUUUAUCUUUUUUUUUUUUACUGUGAAAUUUCCAUAUAGUUGACUGUUUGUUGACCCACAUACUUGAUACAUUCCAUUAAAAAAAAAAAACUUUAUACUCUUUUGCCUCAUUCUUGAUCUAUUCCAAAGUCUUCACCAGAUACAUGUGCACAAACAAACGAUCCUGUCCUGAGAUACAAGUCAAUACUAAUACUAAUCAGCUGAAGUUUUGUGAUGUCAUGAUCUUUAACAUAUUAUAAUAAACUGUAAAACAUAUAUUAUACAGACAAAAAAACAUUCAUCGAC
Lactuca sativa (garden lettuce) is the source of this 1515-nucleotide messenger RNA. RefSeq lists its product as uncharacterized. The record is from RefSeq and is a predicted model, not a curated record. Lineage: Eukaryota; Viridiplantae; Streptophyta; Magnoliopsida; Asterales; Asteraceae. Gene Ontology annotation, molecular function: protein binding.